Molecule: messenger RNA, 2334 nt
Organism: Plenodomus lingam JN3
Lineage: Eukaryota; Fungi; Ascomycota; Dothideomycetes; Pleosporales; Leptosphaeriaceae
Source: RefSeq, a predicted model, not a curated record
AUGAACUCAUCAGCCUCAUCAGAUCCGAGGCCGGCAUGGUCUGCAAGGUCCAUAACAGCUGACCAAGCAAUCGACGGCGACAUAGCAAGCGAUGGCAAAGAUCAAGAUGGUGACAGUAUUGCUGGAAGCGCUCAGCCGGUCAAACAUAACGAAGGCUUAGAUGGGGAUGCAAAUACAGAGAAGCCCACAUCCGACAUUCAUGUUGGAAGAUGUGCGCUGAGUGCUGCACAGACGGCUCGGAUCAGUGUGAUGGUUUUCUCCGAGAUACCCCGUAUCAUGCCAAAAUCAAACCGUGGGCUCCCAAAGCAGAAGGCUAUUGAGUCGCCAGAGACAAGUCCACAGUCCAAGCAGAAGGCUAUUGAGUCGCCAGAGACAAGUCCACAGUCCAAGCAUAGGACUAAACGUGUCGCCGAUGUCGUUCAGAAUCCCAGAUCUGAAGACGUACAAGUACAUGUUGCUCUUAAGGAAGAGUCCUCUAAUGAGUCGGAAUCUUCGUGUUCGUCCAGAAAAGGAAAUUCAUGUGCGGCCAGCGGUGCUGAAGAGGAGCUAUCCCACAGGCCUCGUUCCAACGCUGCAAAUCUGGGGCAACCCAAACGUCCUUUUGAGCCAGCACUAUACAACGAUGGCUUUCUGAACUCGCGCGGCGAACGUCUUAUGUCUCAUGAACAGGAUCUGUCGCGGCUGUCAGACUUCCGACAGCAGUUGCAUAAUCAGUCCAAUCAGAGUGGCUUGUACCCUGCUCCUCAUGGAGUUCCAUGUCGGUUCAGUAAUCUUUCUGGAUACUAUACCCCUAGAUCAUCCCAGAAUUUAUCAACUUUACCUUCCAAUACGCCAGCACAUGACCCAUUUGGUCCACAGCACCUGUCCUUUGGAUCUCAUGACCAGCUUCGACCUGGCCUUGAUACAAACAAACAGUCUCAGACUAUGCAACAAAUCCGACAAAUUCGCCAGGUUCAACAGCAAAAUAUGCAGAAUAUGGGUCUGUCUGCUAGGGACCUUCGCUAUCGUUCACGAGCUACUCAGCCACCAGAAGCGCGUGGCGGCUCGUCUCGUCUUCCUGAUUUCCAGAUCUACGACGAUAAUAAUGAGAUGAUAUUAUCGAGCUUUCGUCCCAGUCAUAGUCGCACGUGUGUGCCGGGCUCACGAGUACCAUCUAGGGAUCCCUCCAUCACCCGAAUGCAUGGCGGAGACUCGCGUGCUCCAUGUCGCAAGCCAUCUUCAGACCAACUCAUCCCCAAAGCCCACGCCGAAAGCAAAGAAAAUCUGUUUACGGAUCAGCGUAGUUUCGCUCCAUCAGAUCAUGUUGCCCGACAGAACGCCAGUCGGAGCACUGAUUGCAUCAUGAGGCUGAUUGUUCGCUGUAACAUCUUUGACGAUCAGGGCAACGAAAUCUUGUCCAUUUUGACUAUACGUCGCUCCCAAAAGUUUGGUCCCAGCUUCGACGCCUUUUGCUCCUACCGUGGCAAAGAGUUUGGCGUGGACUGGGCUUUCAUCUUUCGCUAUGCUGCGCCAAUCCCAGAGGACGAACACCGAAUCAAGAACAUCGUCAUCACUUACGACAUGACUCCAAACGAUAUCAAGGACAAUCAGUAUCCCGAAAUGAGCCUAGAAGACACGGAUAGUAUCCUCGUCGUUGCCAAAGUCAACAACAAGACCUCUGAGACCGACGCCGCGACCUAUGGCCAGAUCGACCGUGAAACCAUCAGAUUGAGGAACGGGGAUACGGCAAUCUACCAAGACAAGGGAGUCACUGGAGAAAUGGUCCAAAUGCUUGAGCAGCGAGCAACGAAGAUGCGCGACCUUGCUGGCACUCUUGAUCACCACAUGAGGGCCCAUGAGCAAAAGAUCGCCCAUCAAGUCCACAUCAUCCGCCAACUCGAAGAGCAACUCGCGCAACUGACGCAAGCUCGCCUACAUAGUUCAGAAUAUCCCACAGACGACAUGCAGCUUCCGCGUCAGGGCUAUAGGGCUCCGCCUACCCCACCAUUCCAACCCUUUCUCAACGGGCUUCCCUAUGCAAUUGGCCCCAUGCGCGGUCACGAUCGCCGUGGACCAGCUGUGGCACACUUCCAAUCUCGACUUGGCGAUCAGGUGAAACAUACGACUCGUAAUCUUGCCAGUGCAAUCCAGUUCCCUACUUUUGAUAAUGGACAUGGUGGAACGGGUAUGCCGCUCAUGCAAUUACCAUACUCUACACCGCUUCCGCAACCGAGGCAGUUGGGUCAUGUGAAGAAAGAGCAUGAUCCUAAAGGCAACCUGUCUCCGGCCAUGGGCAAUGCGGGCAUUGAGAAGACCGACGAAAACCAGUAUACAAAGAGGGAGGGUGAAGAGUAG